UAACGCAGAUUUUUAAGAACAGACUCAAGGUCUGAAACAGCUGGCUAUCUCUAUUCAUUGUUGUGGCGACGUUCAUUGUCAGUAAAUUUUUCGUUGUUCUUUGUGGUGACUGAUGGCACAUGUUUGAUACACGUAUAACGUAUUGACAAGUUGCAGCUACGAGGAAUAAACAUGCCUCAAUAUACAAUUAAAGUUAAAUGGGGCAAAGAGCUCUUUUCUAAUGUAGAAGUUAAUACCGAAGAAGAUCCAAUAUUAUUUAAGGCACAGCUCUUUGCGUUGACCGGGGUUCAACCAGAAAGGCAAAAAGUUAUGCUCAAAGGAAUGACACUCAAGGACGAUGACUGGGGCAAUCUAAAACUUAAAGAUGGUGUCACGAUACUUAUGAUGGGUUCCAAGGAGGAAGAUGUACCUAUAGAACCAAUAGAAAAGCCAGUGUUCUUGGAAGAUAUGAAUGAAGCUGAAUUGGCUACUGCUUUAGAUUUACCAUCAGGUUUACUUAAUCUCGGCAACACGUGUUAUCUAAAUGCGACUGUACAAUGUUUAAAAACCGUACCGGAAUUACGAGAAGCUUUGAAGAUUUUCUCAGGAGGUUGGACGACAGGCGCAAGUUUAUCGAUAACUGCACAAAGUAUAACCGCAUCGUUGAGAGAUCUGUACGAUAACAUGGACAAGGGAACAGCUAGAGCACCGCUUGUUUUGCUUCAAAUGCUACAUUUGGCUUUUCCAAGAUUUGCAGAAAAAACCGAACAGGGGGUAUUUCAGCAACAAGACGCAAAUGAAUGUUGGACAGAGUUAAUUAGGAUGUUGCAACAAAAGUUACCUGCAAAGAACAAUCCAGAUGUAUCGGAAGAUGUUAGUAAAGCCUCUAAACCAAGAUCAUUUAUCGAACAAUACUUUGGAGGUAUAUUUGAUUAUGAAUUGAAGUGUACUGAAUCCGAGGAUGAACCAGCCACUAUUGGAAAAGAAGAAUUCUUACAAUUGAGUUGUUUUAUUUCAACUGAUGUUAAGCAUAUGUAUUUUGGACUUAGGAAUAAGAUGCAGGAGCAAAUUACAAAAAUGUCUCCGACGCUUGGAAGAAAUGCUACUUAUACAAAAACCUCAAAAAUUAGCAGGCUACCAGCAUAUUUAACCAUACAAUUUGUACGGUUUUAUUACAAAGAGAAAGAAGCGAUUAACGCAAAAAUCUUGAAAGACGUUAAAUUUCCCUUGGAAUUUGAUGCUUUUGAGUUAUGUAGUUCCGAACUUCAAAACAAACUUGUACCGAUGCGUGAGAAGUUCAAAGAAUACGAAGAUACUCUGGUAGAGGAAUCUUGUAACGCAAAAACUAAGGAUAAAGGAGAUGGCGCAAAAACAGAAAUGAGAAAAGAACCAUUCUGGUUUAAGGAUGAUUUGGGAUCAAAUAAUAGUGGCUAUUAUAAAUUACAAGCGGUUCUAACGCAUCGAGGACGUUCCAGCAGCAGUGGUCAUUAUGUCGGUUGGAUUCGACAGAAGGGUGAUACGUGGAUGAAGUGCGACGAUGAUGUUGUCACGGCCGUUACCAGCGAAGAAGUUUUAAAACUCAGCGGAGGCGGUGAUUGGCAUUGCGCAUACGUUCUUUUGUAUGGCCCUAGAAUUUUGGAAGUGGAAGUGAAGGAUACAAAAGACGAUCCAGUUAAUACAAACAGUACUAAAGCUUAACUGAUAAACACGUGCUUUAAAUUAUGCUAGACAAGAACGUGCUUGGGUUGCUAGCUCUAUACAAAUACUUGUUUGUUCUUGUACCACGUAAUAUAACAGCGUAAACAUUAAAAAACAUUAUUAUUAUCAUCACGUGCUACAAUAUAUAUAUAGUAUUUGGAAUAAUAAUUUCGUCAUAUAUGGAAAUCAACUUUUAUUACCUACAGUAAUUUUUUUGCUUGAAUAUGAGAUAAAGGCUGCGGUCCACUUGACGCUACAAAUUCUUUGGAGCGUUUUUCUUCUCCUUUCUUCAUUGAAAGAAAAGAGGAAUGCUUCGAAGCAUUUGUAGCGUCAAGUGGACCGCAGCCAAAGACGAAUAAAUUGGUCGUAGGUUAAUCGCCAAUUUCCACUGUUCAUAAAGUACAUAAUAGGUGUCGAUAUGUCAGCAGAAAUACGCACGUAAAAUAUAUAUAACUGCAUACACAUGAUUCGAAUACACAGACAAUAAGAAAUAAAGAGUUGUAAUUUAUUGUCCGUUUAUAUAUUAAUGCUAAUGUAUAAAAUUUUCUUUUUUUUUUUUACAUUUGAGAUGUAAAUGAAAGACCGUACUACGCUAUAAAAGCUGUACAUUUUAAUGAGAAGUAUAGGAUAAAAUGCUCUUUUAUAAUUGCAUGGCGAAUUGAGACAUUAUUUUCAAUGCCGAAUAGUUUUUUAAUUGUCCCCGCCGCCCCGGGAACCGGCUAUUUGAUAAGAACUUCCGGAAUCUCUAAUGUUUCGGCUCGCCGCUCGACUUAUGCGCCGUGCGCAUGUGUGAGAUUUACUCGUCAUUUUUAGGUUAGGAUAGGUGGCGAAUUUUCAUCAACCGUUUUCAUUAAAGUUAUAUUAAAUUGAAUCAAGUGUUUAUAUGUAUAUAUGUACUUGUAUAUAAGUAUAAUGAUGAAAUUUUCUUAUUAAUUUUCCUUAUCGUGCAUACCAGCAGUUUAUUAUGUAUUAAUUAUUGUAUUGUAAUAUAUGCAUUGUUUACUCGUAUAACGAUGGAGAAGGAGAGGUGCGUAGAAUGUUAACAAAUUUUUAAUAGAUAAACCUUGAAAAAAAUGCUCAAACCAUUUGAUUAAAAUGUUGUACUUUUUGUAUGGGAAAAAUGUAUCGAGGGUAAAAAUUGUAGAAUUUUAUCCAAUUAAAUAUUUUUAUCGUUUGA
Temnothorax curvispinosus is the source of this 2854-nucleotide messenger RNA. RefSeq names its product ubiquitin carboxyl-terminal hydrolase 14 (gene Usp14). Gene Ontology annotation, molecular function: cysteine-type deubiquitinase activity; protein binding; proteasome binding. Bases 172 to 1677 code for a protein of 501 amino acids. Lineage: Eukaryota; Metazoa; Arthropoda; Insecta; Hymenoptera; Formicidae. Gene Ontology annotation, biological process: regulation of proteasomal protein catabolic process; proteasome-mediated ubiquitin-dependent protein catabolic process; protein deubiquitination. The transcript is spliced from 7 exons. The record is from RefSeq and is a predicted model, not a curated record.